GCUGGGCCCAGCCCCCGACACUGCCCAGACAGACUUUCCUAAGGCACGCUUUUCCUCGUGCAGCUCAGCCUGACUCCUGGAGAUUGUGAAUAGCUCCAUCCAGCCUGAGAAACAAGCCGGGUGGCUGAGCCAGGCUGUGCUCGGAGUGCCUGACAGGCCCAACAGACCCAUGCUGCAUCCAGAGACCUCCCCUGGCCAGGGGCAUCUCCUAGCUGUGCUCCUGGCCCUCCUUGGCACCACCUGGGCAGAGGUGUGGCCACCCCAGCUGCAGGAGCAGGCUCCGAUGGCCGGAGCCCUGAACAGGAAGGAGAGUUUCUUGCUCCUCUCCCUGCAUAACCGCCUGCGCAGCUGGGUCCAGCCCCCUGCGGCUGACAUGCGGAGGCUGGACUGGAGUGACAGCCUGGCCCAACUGGCUCAAGCCAGGGCAGCCCACUGUGGAACCCCAACCCUGAGCCUGGCUUCUGCCCCGUGGCACACCCUGCAAGUGGGCUGGAACGUGCAGCUGCUGCCUGCGGGCUCGGCGUCCUUUGUUGAAGUGGUCAGCCUAUGGUUUGCAGAAGGGCAACGGUACAGCCAUGCGGCAGGGGAGUGUGCCCGCAACGCCAACUGCACCCACUACACCCAGCUCGUGUGGGCCACCUCGAGCCAGCUGGGCUGUGGGCGGCACCUGUGCUCUGCAGGCCAGGCAGCGAUAGAAGCCUUUGUCUGUGCCUACUCCCCCGGAGGCAACUGGGAGGUCAACGGGAAGACAAUCAUCCCCUAUAAGAAGGGCGCCUGGUGUUCACUCUGCACAGCCAGCGUCUCAGGCUGCUUCAAAGCCUGGGACCACGCAGGAGGGCUCUGUGAGGUCCCCAGGAAUCCUUGUCGCAUGAGCUGCCAGAACCAUGGACGUCUCAACAUCAGCACCUGCCACUGCCACUGUCCCCCUGGCUACACAGGCAGAUACUGCCAAGUGAGGUGCAGCCUGCGGUGUGUGCACGGCCGGUUCCGGGAGGAGGAGUGCUUGUGCGUCUGUGACGUCGGCUACGGAGGAGCCCAGUGUGCCACCAAGGUGCAUUUUCCCUUCCACACCUGUGACCUGAGGAUCGACGGAGACUGCUUCAUGGUGUCUUCAGAGGCAGACACCUAUUACAGAGCCAGGAUGAAAUGCCAGAGGAAAGGCGGGGUGCUGGCCCAAAUUGAGAGCCAGAAAGUGCAGGACAUCCUCGCCUUCUACCUGGGACGCCUGGAGACCACCAACGAGGUGACUGACAGUGACUUCGAAACCAGGAACUUCUGGAUCGGGCUCACCUACAAGACCGCCAAGGACUCCUUCCGCUGGGCCACAGGGGAGCACCAGGCCUUCACCAGUUUUGCCUUUGGGCAGCCUAACAACCAGGGGUUUGGCAACUGCGUGGAGCUGCAGGCUUCAGCUGCCUUCAACUGGAACGACCAGCGCUGCAAAACUCGAAACCGUUACAUCUGCCAGUUUGCCCAGGAGCACAUCUCCCGGUGGGGCCCAGGGUCCUGAGGCCUGGCCGCAUGGCUCCCUCACCUGCCCUGGGUGCACCGGCUCUGCUUACCUGUCUGCCUACCUGUCUGGAACAAGGGCCAGGUUAAGACCACAUGCCUCAUGUCCAAAGAGGUCUCAGACCUUGCACAAUGCCAGAAGUUGGGCAGAGAGAGGCAGGGAGGCCUGUGAGGGCCAGGGAGUGAGUGUUAGAACAAACUGGGGCCCUUCGCCUGCUUUUGAUUGGGAAGAUGGGCUUCAAUUAGACGCCGAAGGAGAAGCCCCCGCCAGCGGCCCAAAGAGUCUGCUGUCUUCCGCCUGGCCCAGACCCUGUGGGGCAGCGGAGCUCCCCUGUGGCAUGAACCCCACAGGGUAUUAAAUGAAGUUAUGAAUCAGCUGAA
This is a messenger RNA of Nomascus leucogenys (northern white-cheeked gibbon), 1890 nucleotides long. RefSeq names its product C-type lectin domain family 18 member C. The record is from RefSeq and is a predicted model, not a curated record. NCBI's taxonomy places the organism in Eukaryota, Metazoa, Chordata, Mammalia, Primates, Hylobatidae.